CAAAAUCGCAUUAUUAUAUAAAAUAUAUUGUCUAUGUGUGGAACUUAGGUCAAUUUGUUAGAUAUUGAAUUAUAAUUUUUUGUGAUAUAUAGUGCAAUUUCCCUAUAAACAAAGCGUGUAUAAUGCAAAUACUCUUUAAUUAAUAUAUAUAUAAGUAGUAAAAGAAAAUUGUAACUAUACCCCGCCCUUGUUCUUCUGCUUCUUCCUGGCUAGCGCCUCUCUCUAAUCUCUCUCUCUCUCUCUCUCAAACUCGCCAGUCCUAUCGAUUCUCCAGGUUUGGUGGGUACAAAUUCAAAAGCCGAGCGAGAUGCCGGUCUCUCUUAAGCGGAAUAUGAAUGUUGAGAUCCGUGAGAUGAUCAGUAGGGAUCCAUGGUCAUUGAAACAACCAAUACACGUUUUGGGAAUCAUCUUUGCUCUCGUGGCUUUCAUCUGUGUUCUCGAGUUUCUCGUCAUUCCAUCCCAAGGUCACCUGUCUACUAACCUGAGAUUCUUAGUUUCUGGAGCCUGUCUUCUCACCUGGGCUUCUACACUCAGCAGAUCAUAUGCAUUCUACUGCAUAUGUUCCCAUUUAUAUGGUCUGUUCAUGGCUAGCUUUCUUCUUUUCUAUCAGGUAGUGAAGCGACUACCAAAGAAAUUGAGCUCUUCUGCAGUGUUCCUGUACUCAACUCUGAUUGGUCUUACUGUUGUCAGUCUUCCCUACAUACCCGGUUGGUUUGAAGUUAUCCGAGAAACAUAUGCACUUACACGCAAAUUUAGGAAUGUUGGCGAGCUGGCUAUAGUGAUUAAUACACGAUUAUUUGAAACACAGUUUGGAUUGAUUGCUAUCAAUUCAGAGCUCCUCUUGGCGUACGAUGGGUCCAUUGACAUAGGCAUAUCUCGUGUCAUGUCUUGGUUCAUUGGGAUUUGGGCUGCGGUUUUGAUUCUUCAGAGCUCAGAAGAUACUCGCUUUGCUGUAGGAGCGUUGGUAUGUGUACUUGUUGUCUCACCUUUACUGAGGAUGAUCACCAGAUUAAUUUUCCCAGAUUGUGGUAUUCUGAUGGCCAAACUACUAAUCAUGAGGGAUGCAAUUAGAGAUGCUGUAGGACCAUUUGUCUGGAGUUUCAUCAUCUUACAUAUUUACUCUCGUAGAGUAAAGGAGGAAUUUGUAAGAAGCUAUGGAAAAUCGGUAAGAAAGAAGAUGAAGAUGAAGAUGAAGAAGAGACUAGAAACAUCUGUUACUGUUGGUGAAAGUCAUACUCUUGUCUCGCAUUUUCCUACUCCCCCUAGGAUCAAAUUCUCCAGUGGCAAGGGGCCAGGACCUGAUGCACGUGUAGUCUACAUAGCUGGUGCGUUUGAUCUUUUCCAUGCUGGCCAUGUUGGGAUUCUCAGGCGUGCUAGAGAGCUUGGCGACUUUCUUCUUGUUGGAAUACAUAAUGACCAAACCGUGAGUGCUAAAAGAGGAGGGCACCCCCCAAUCAUGAGUAUGCAGGAAAGGAUCUUAAGUGUUGGGGCAUGCCGCUAUGUAGAUGAGGUGAUAUUUGGUGCUCCAUGGGAAGUGUCAAAAAUUACGAUCACGUUCUUUGGCAUAUCAUUGGUGGUUCAUGGGACAGUAGCCGAGAGCGACAAUUUUCAAAGGAAGGAAGAGAAUCCGUAUGCAGUACCAAUUAGCAUGGGCAUAUUCCAAAUCCUAGAAAGCCCUCUUAAUAUCACAACUUCCACCAUAAUGGGGAGGAUUGUAGCGAACCAUGAAGCUUAUCAGAAACGUAAUUUGAAAAAGGAAGCUAGCGAUGACAAGCAGAUGGAAAAGGAAGCUAGUUAUGACAAGCAGAUGGAAAAGGAAGCUAGUGAUGACAAGCAGAAGGGGACUGAUAAGAAUCAAAACACGGAGCGUACCGCAUCCUAUUUCAAGAACUCUAGCGUUGGGUUUUAACCGAGAUGCUUCAGCUAAGAACUCGUCGCGCCCACCAGCCCAAGGAUUGCGAAGAAGAAGGAGAGAGCGGUGAAGCUGGAAGGGUCGCAGGGAGUGACGAACAUCGUUGUGAAGAUUCGCAGAUUAACGGAUGAGUUGGUGAUGGUGGAGAUGAAGAACAAGCAAAGAGACGUGGGUUUAGCUUGGGCCGAUGAGCUCAGGCGAAAGCUACGUUGUAUCAUUAACCAACCGGUUAAAAGGGGUCCGUAAAAUUGUUUCAACACUAAAACCAAUUUUACUCGGAAUUUUCAAACAAUACAACCGGUUUAGUUGAGGAUUCGAGAAGCACUAUAGUGAACCAGUUCGGCUUGCAGUGGAGCAGAGAGAGUAAUGGGAAGAUUGGCCUCUCUGUAUAUAUUAAAAAAAAAAAUGGAAGAAUACUAACCGGAAUUCCAUUUUUCUGUUUCUCUUUUCUUUACAAAGUAUACUUUUAACAUAAUACAAAAUUAUUUGCUA
Molecule: messenger RNA, 2404 nt
Organism: Brassica rapa (field mustard)
Lineage: Eukaryota; Viridiplantae; Streptophyta; Magnoliopsida; Brassicales; Brassicaceae
Biological process (GO): phosphatidylethanolamine biosynthetic process
Cellular component (GO): cytoplasm
Molecular function (GO): ethanolamine-phosphate cytidylyltransferase activity
Source: RefSeq, a predicted model, not a curated record